GUUUUCAUUUUUGAAUGGUUCAAGUAACACGUUUCCACCUUUCUUCAUUGACUACGGAAAUUGAUGUCCAAACAAAACUGCCAACACGAUUCAAAUGAUGGAAAAUUUGACAGGAAGCAGGGAUAAUAUUUGCCAUAAAACCCAGAUGAAUUUUGAAGAUACUGAACACAUUUUUACAGUGUUUUCGGCGAUGAACGAAAUGCGAAAAAUUGGACAACUGUGUGAUAUUACUUUGGAAGUUGCGGGAACAAAAAUCCUUGCUCACAAAGUGGUUCUGGCUGCCAACAGUGCAUAUUUUAAUGCAAUGUUUAAUUCUGAAAUGAUGGAAAAAAGCAUGUCGCACAUAGAAAUCGGUGAAAUCGAUCCAAUUGCAAUGAAAUUAUUAAUCGAAUUUAUUUAUACGGGUCAAUUGACCAUCACCGAAGCGAAUGUUUUGAAUCUAUUACCAGCUUCAAGUUUAUUACAAUUAAUAAUUAUUCGUGAAACAUGCUGCCAAUUUCUUCGAAAUCAAUUACAACCGUCCAAUUGUUUGGGCAUAAGAAAAUUUGCUGAUACUCAUAGUUGUCAAGAGCUUCAAGUUUGUUCGCUUAAAUAUGCUCUCGAUAAUUUUCAAGAAGUUUCAUUGACUGAAGAAUUUUUAUCACUUUCAUACGAAGACAUAAUUAGUUUAAUUUCGGAUAAUCAUUUAAAUGUGGCCGAUGAAGAAACUGUUUACGAUGCAACUAUUCGUUGGAUUAAACAUGAUUCUAAAUCAAGAGAAAUACAUUUCUCCACCCUUUUAAGUCAUGUAAGACUUCCAUUGAUUGAACGAAAUUUUUUGAUCAAUCAGAUACUCGUUGAACCAUUUGUUCGUGAGAAUAAUCAAGCUAAAGAUUUAGUCAUUGAAGCCAUGAAAUAUCAUCUGAGUUUCGAAAAUCGAUCGGGCAAUUCUCCUCGAACACAACAUCGUAAACCGGAUGGUUUGACAGAAUUUAUCUUUGCUAUCGGUGGUGGUUCACUUUUUACCACACAUAACGAAUGUGAAUUUUUUGAUCCAAGAGAUAACACUUGGCUCGAAUUCACGCCCACUAAUCAACGAAGAUCUCGAGCUGGUGUAGCCUGUCUGAACAGAUAUAUUUAUGUUAUUGGUGGUUAUAAUAAUGGAUCAAAAACAUUGUCUUCUGUAGAGUUUUUUGACCCAUUGACAAAUGUUUGGACUGAUACAACUGCAAUGGGAACCAAACGUAGUUGUCAUGGUGUUGCCGAACUAAACAACAUUAUUUAUGCCGUCGGUGGAUAUGAUGGAAUCAACUGCUUGAGCAGCGCAGAACGAUUCGAUCCUUUAAUGUCUGCUUGGUUUUCCGUUAAUUCAUUGGAAAUUAAACGUCGUUAUACUAGAUUGAUGGCAUUGAAUGGCAGUCUAUAUGUGAUUGGAGGAUUUGAUGGCGCUAAUCAUUUAGCUUCAGUUGAACGUUAUGAUCCAAGGGAAGGAAAAUGGAUAGCAGUAGCACCGAUGUUAAGCCGAAGAAGUAGUUGCGGUGCAUCAGUUUUGGAUAACAAAAUUUAUGUUGUCGGUGGCAAUGAUGGAACAUUGUGCAUGUCUAGUGCCGAACGAUAUGAUCCGAUACGAAACGCUUGGGAAAAUAUAUCAUCAAUGCAAAAUCGACGAAGCACUCAUGAAUUAGUCGAAAUAAAUGGAUUACUUUAUGCUCUAGGCGGAAAUGAUGGUAGUAAUAGUUUAAAUGCAGUUGAAUUCUAUACACCUGAAGAUAAUAAAUGGUCAAUGACUAAUUCAAUGAUUUUACGACGAAGUGGUCUAGGAGCUGUUAAACUUGAAUGCUGUGAUCUUCGAAAUUCAUUAAUCGAAUCGUCCAAUUUGGAAAAGUCUUCGCCAUAUUCUUCCCUUAUUUCAACAAAAUCUUUGGAUCUUAAUUUCAAAGAAAGUAGUGUUAGUAGCAAUGAUGAUAAACCAAUUUAAUUUAAAUCAAAAACUUUAUAGAGUGAGAUAGAAUUCUCGCUAAAUGCACA
Molecule: messenger RNA, 2007 nt
Organism: Dermatophagoides pteronyssinus (European house dust mite)
Lineage: Eukaryota; Metazoa; Arthropoda; Arachnida; Sarcoptiformes; Pyroglyphidae
Product: kelch-like protein 17
Molecular function (GO): protein binding
Source: RefSeq, a predicted model, not a curated record